Messenger RNA from Tricharina praecox, 1912 nucleotides. Its product is annotated as WD40-repeat-containing domain protein. Gene Ontology annotation, biological process: mRNA splicing, via spliceosome. Gene Ontology annotation, cellular component: catalytic step 2 spliceosome. The transcript is spliced from 2 exons. Gene Ontology annotation, molecular function: mRNA binding; protein binding. The record is from RefSeq and is a predicted model, not a curated record. The coding region runs from base 51 to 1772 and encodes 573 amino acids. Lineage: Eukaryota; Fungi; Ascomycota; Pezizomycetes; Pezizales; Pyronemataceae.
AGCUUCACCAACUUUACACAUACCCCGACACCGACCACGACACCACAGCCAUGGGUCUAGUCGACUACAAUUCCAGCAGCGAUGACGAGAUGCCGAGUGCGCCGACCGCGUACGCGCCCUCCAUCACGACCAUGACGACCAGAAUCACCGCGGCGCCCGACGUCUCGCUCGAGGACCCUAUGCAGCUCCGGCAGUCACUGAUCAAGCCGACCGACCGGAGCAUCACGCACAACAUGUCGUACGACCAGCUUUCGGCGCCGGAGGCGGGCCCGCAGAAUCCGUUCCUGGGAACCGACGCGACUAGUAGGAAGCGCAAGAACGUCCCCACCGGGUAUGCUGAGCAGAGUGGCAUCAGCGAUGCGACGUUCCGUGCGCAGCACCGCACUUUCAACUCGCUUGGGUACGCGGCGGUCGGCGAGGGAUUCGUCGGCGAUCAGAAUGCCGUGGUUGCACAUGGCGGGAAGGAUGUCGUCCAGCUGCGGCCGAGUAAGAAGGAGACUGAGGCGAUACGGAGGAAGAGGCAGAACAAAGGGGAUGCGGCGGUGCUGGAUGGUGAUGGGGCGUAUUUGGGGCCGUGGGCGCGGUACAAUGAGGCGGCAAUGGCGAUACGGGAUGACGAGGAGGGUGAGGAGUAUGAGGAAGAGGAGGCAGCAGAGGAGGAGGAAGUGGUCGCGCCCGUGUCGAACCCCAUCAUCGACAAGGCUGGUCGCGAAUACCUGGAUGUCAAUACUGGCGGUGUGGGCAAAGAGAACUCGGAGUUCCACGGAACCGACAUGUACGAUUACCAGGGAAGAUCGUAUAUGCAUGUUCCUCAGGAUUUGGACGUCGACUUGAAGAAGGAGCCGGGGACCCAGACGAAUUUCAUUCCAAAGAAACUGGUGCAUACUUGGAAGGGCCAUACGAAACCCAUUACUGCGUUGCGCUUCUUCCCCGGCGCGGGUCACUUGCUGCUAUCUUCUUCGAGCGACUCCAAGGUGAAGAUCUGGGAUGUCUACCACCAGCGCGAGCUGCUACGAACCUACAACGGCCACUCCAAGGCAGUAACAGACAUCACAUUCACUCCCACCGGCGAAAAUUUCCUUUCAGCCUCCUACGACCGGUACAUGAAGCUCUGGGACACCGAAACAGGCAAAUGCCUCCACCGCUUCACGACGGGCAAAAUCCCACACGUAAUACGUUUCAACCCGUCUCAGCCGCACGAAUUUCUCGCCGGUAUGUCGGACAAGAAGAUUGUGCAGUUCGACACUCGCACCGAAGAGAUGGUGCAAGAAUACGACCACCAUCUCGGCCCGGUAAACACCAUCACCUUCGUCGACGAAGACCGCCGGUUCAUCACCACCUCCGACGACAAAUCGCUGCGCGCGUGGGAAUACGGCAUCCCGGUCCCCAUCAAGUUCAUCGCCGAGCCGUACAUGUACAGCAUGGUGCGGGCGGCGCCACACCCGAGCGGGAAGUACGUGGCCUACCAGAGCGGCGACAACCAGGUCGUCGUCUACGCGGCUACCGACAAGUUCCGGCAGAACAGGAAGAAGGCGUUCAGAGGACACAACAACGCCGGUUAUGCUAUCGAUAUCGAUAUCUCCCCCGACGGACAGUUCCUCAUGUCCGGUGACAGCGGAGGAUGGCUCUGCUUCUGGGACUGGAAGAGCUGCAAGUUGUACCAUAAGUUCCAGGCGAGUGAUGGCCCCGUUGUGGCCGCCCAGUGGCAUCCGCAGGAGACUAGUAAGGUCGCCAGUGCGGGGCUGGAUUGUGUCAUCAAAUAUUGGGAUUAGAGACUGGCAGCGUGGAGGGAUGUCAGAGAGUAUUUAUUGGAUGUGGAAUGACCAGCAUGAAUGUAUCUUGUCUCCAGGUUCGCGUUAGGGUAUCCAUACGGAUCAAGUGAUAUCAUAGGCGUGUGGUCGAGCGGGACCGU